AUGUUGCCUACCCUAGCAGUCCCCACCACAUAUGGCUGUAUUGACGGUAAGCUACCACAGGCAGACUACCCAACAGCUCUAAACCUUAUGUUCUGCACAGUGGUUAUCACCAUUGUCAUAGACCUCACUGGCAACUCCAUGGUCAUUUUGAGAACAAGAAGCUCCAAAACUUUGUGCUUUUCAGGCAAUAUUGUUGUGGUUAGCCUCUCUCUCACUGAUGUGCUGGUGGCCAUCUACCUCUACCCUUUGAUGCUGCAUGCCAUGGCAAUUAGAGGCUAGGAUCUGAGCCAGUUCCAGUGCCAGAUGGCUGGAUUCAUCACAGGGCUGAGUGUGGUCAGCUCUAUCUUCAAUAUCAUGGCAAUUGCCAUCAAUCAUUACUGCUACAUCUGUCACAGCCUCCAGUACGAGCAUAUCUUCAGUGUGUGCAAUACCUGCAUUUACCUGGUCAUUACCUGGUCGUACCUGACUGUCCUGGCCAUCCUGACCAACAUGUAUAUUGGUACCAACAAGUAUUAUCCUCACACCUAUAUCUGCAUCUUCAACUAUCUGAACAACCCCAUCUUUGCUGUGACCGUUGUCUGUAUUCACUUUGUCCUCCCCCUGCUCAUAGUGGGUUUCUGCUAUGUGAUCUGGAUGAAAAUACUGGUGGCCUGUGACCCUGUUGGGAAAAAUCCUGACAACCAACUUGCUGAGGUUCACAAUUUUCUAACCAUGUUCAUGAUCUUCCUCCUCUUUGCAGCGUGCUGAUGCCCUAUCAAUGUGUUCACUGUCUUGGUGGCUGUCAGUCCGAAAGAGAUGGCAUGCAAGAUCCCCAACUGGCUUUAUCUUGCAACCUACCUCAUAGCCUACUUCAACAGCUGCCUCAGUGCUGUGAUCUAUGGGCUCCUUAAUGAGAAUUUCUGAAGAGAAUACUGGACCAUGCUCCAUGCUAUACAACACUCCAUUCUCUUCCUCUCUAGCCUCAUCACUGAUGUGUAUGAGAUAUGAGAGGUCUGGGCCCUAACCCGUGCCUGCGUCCAUGCCCAUGACUGAGCUAGAGAGCAAAACUAUGAAUAAGAUAAUGUCCGUGCCUGUUAUGCUCUGGAGGAAACACCAAUGAAUGUCUGGAACAUUCCACUACCUGGUAAUGCAGCCACUGGCUAACCUCAGUAUGCCUCUGGCCACCCACAAGCUGGCCUCUGGAACUUUAGACCUGCCUCUGCCUACUGAAAAUCUGUCUCUGGCCACCAAAAGUCUGUCUUUAGUCCCUCCAAGCUUGUCUCUGGCCACCUCAGGUCUGUCUCUAGUCACCCCAAUUCUGCCACUGUAUAACCUAAGCCAACUACCUCUGUUCAUUUUAAGGCCGACUCUACCAAGACUGACUCUUUCCAUUUCAAACCUGCCCCUAGCCACUCCAGGACUAUCGCUGGUCACCACAUCCCUGCUGGCAGCAAUUCCAAGAGUGCCUUCGGUCCUGUAACCAGCUGCCUUAAAACAACCGCUGGCCAGGUCAAGCCUGCUACCAGCCACCCUGAUUCCACCACCUCCAACUAUCCUGAGCCUGCUGCCACUAGCCUGCUUAAGCCUGCCAUCUGA
Molecule: messenger RNA, 1575 nt
Organism: Phyllostomus discolor (pale spear-nosed bat)
Lineage: Eukaryota; Metazoa; Chordata; Mammalia; Chiroptera; Phyllostomidae
Gene: GPR50
Product: G protein-coupled receptor 50
Biological process (GO): G protein-coupled receptor signaling pathway
Cellular component (GO): membrane
Molecular function (GO): melatonin receptor activity
Source: RefSeq, a predicted model, not a curated record